AUGUUAGGUGAAGAAGAUAUAUAUGCGACUCUUGAAUGCAAGAUGGUUCUUUUUGUAACAAGUGACAUUGUAUGUACUAGAAUGCUGAAAGUUGAAGAAGAUUCGUCCAGUAAUGGCAGUUUGCAAGAUCGAAAUGCAAGUAUAUUAAUAGUCUAUACUCCACAUUGGAUUCGAGUAGCUCGCUAUGCUCAACCGGUCAGAGCUAGAUUUACAUUUGCGAUAAUUUCGAGAAAUGCCAUUUGA
This is a messenger RNA of Sphenostylis stenocarpa, 243 nucleotides long. The record is from the annotation of a GenBank genome assembly. Lineage: Eukaryota; Viridiplantae; Streptophyta; Magnoliopsida; Fabales; Fabaceae.